Messenger RNA from Panicum hallii, 3425 nucleotides. Its product is annotated as probable LRR receptor-like serine/threonine-protein kinase At3g47570. The record is from RefSeq and is a predicted model, not a curated record. Lineage: Eukaryota; Viridiplantae; Streptophyta; Magnoliopsida; Poales; Poaceae. Gene Ontology annotation, molecular function: protein binding; ATP binding; protein kinase activity. The coding region runs from base 37 to 3225 and encodes 1062 amino acids. The transcript is spliced from 2 exons. Gene Ontology annotation, biological process: protein phosphorylation.
AUUUUUGGUAAGGCACUUCUCAAGCUGGGAGAAGAGAUGGCCCAUCCAUUGCUCAUCUUUCUUCUUCUCGUGGCUCAUCCACUCAUCUUCCUGCCGCGUCCUGCUGCAAUCCUAGCUGCAGAAUCGGCCAACGAAUCCGAGAUCGACCGGCAAGCCCUCCUCUCCUUCCUGCAGGGCAUCACCUUUGACACCCUUGGCGUUCUGAGCUUAUGGGGGGGCAACGCCUCUCUCUACUGCAGCUGGAGAGGGGUCACAUGUGGUCGUGCUCUUCCAUUCCGCGUCGUUUCACUGCAGCUCAACUCUCUGCAGCUGGUCGGAGAACUAUCGCUUUCUCUUGGCAACCUUACUUCAUUAGCACGGCUGGAUCUCGGAAACAACCUGUUUUCUGGAGGCAUCCCUGAGGAGCUGGGCAAUGGCCUGUCUCUCAGCUACGUCAACCUUGCAAACAACAGCCUCACUGGCGGCAUCCCUCCCGCGCUGGCCAGAAGCUCAUCCUCCUCACUCAGCAAGCUCAUCCUCUCUCGCAACAACCUUUCUGGUCAGAUCCCUGCUACUCUGUUUGCUAACGCAUCUGCACUUACUAGGGUUGAUCUCCGGAUGAACUCUCUGACUGGUGCUCUCCCGCCUUUCGGUAGGGUCACAUCCCUCAAGUACCUUUGCGUCACUGAGAACUUCCUUUCUGGGAGCAUACCUCCUUCAGUAGGAAAUGUUUCUUCCCUCCGCUUCAUGUUGCUAGGCCAGAACAAGCUUACAGGAUCGGUUCCAGAAAGUUUGCGGCACAUUUUGAGACUUCUUGACCUGGAUCUGAGUUUCAAUAGCUUAUCAGGGUAUGUCCCCUUGCCUCUUUACAACGUGUCUUCGCUCAGGUACUUCAGCUUAGGCAGCAAUGCCCUUGCUGGGCAGGUACCAUCUGACAUUGGUUACUCGCUACCAAAUCUCCAAGUCCUCAUCAUGCAAAACAAUAAUCUGGCGGGCCUGAUCCCUACUUCUCUAGAAAAUGCGUCAAGUCUCCAAGUUCUUGACCUUUCCAACAACUCCCUGCACGGCCGUGUUCCAUCUCUUGGGUCGUUGGCAAAACUGCGCCAAGUGCUUUUAGGAAGGAAUCAGCUAGAAGCAUAUGACUGGCAAUUCCUUGCCUCCCUAACAAAUUGCACCCAGCUGACAAAACUGUCCCUGGAGGGAAACAUGCUGAAUGGCAGCCUACCUGGAUCAAUCAGUAAUCUUUCCACAGGCCUACAAAGUUUGUUGCUUGGGUCCAACCAAAUAUCAGGCUCCAUACCUGUUGAGAUAGGCAAUCUUGUUAACCUGACUAUGCUUAGCAUGGAAAACAAUUUGCUCUCAGGAGGCAUACCAGCUACAGUGGGGAAACUGCGGAACCUAUUUAUCCUGAACCUGCCCAAGAAUAAAUUGUCAGGUCAGAUACCAUCAUCAAUUGGUAACAUUAGUCAAUUGGGAAAGCUUUUCCUUGAUGACAAUGACUUGAGUGGAAGCAUACCUGGUAGUUUAGGUGGGUGCUUGGGGCUGGUUCAACUAAACUUGUCCUAUAACAGCCUUGAUGGUUUCUUACCGAAGGAAUUAUUUACUGGUCCUUCCCUUUCUUUCGGUUUGGACGUCUCACGCAACAAUCUCACAGGGGAAAUACCAGAGGAAAUUGGCCGACUGGUAAAUAUCGUUCUUCUAAAUGUUUCCAACAAUCUGUUUUAUGGAGUAAUUCCUAGUGCACUAGGCGGAUUAUCUGCUCUAUCGUCCCUCCGAAUGGGAUCGAACAAGCUUCAAGGACCAAUUCCUGCAAGUUUUGAAAUGUUACUCUCUAUCCAGGACAUCAAUCUUUCUCGGAAUGAGUUACACGGUAAUGUCCCAGAAUUCUUGGAGAGACUGACUAUGUUAGAAAAACUCGAUUUAUCUUACAACAACUUGGAAGGGCCAGUUCCUACUGGUGGCCGCUUUCUAAAUUCAAGUCUUGAUGUAAUUUUGAAUGGGAACAAGGGACUAUGUUCAAGUUCAAGGUCCUCCAAACUAGCACUACCAAAUUGUGAUGGGGCACCUGAGACAAAGAACCAUGCGUUGUUGCUGUUGGUACUAAUACCACUGGUUGCUAUAACUUCAGUUCUAUUGCUGUGGUUUCUGGUAACUCUUUGGAAGAAAAGGGUGUUUGAAUUUCCACAGUGGAAGGACUUUGCUAUAACUAAAUUUCUAUGUUUCAUUGCCCAGCCGAAGAGAAGUGAAGUGCAAACUUUACCUCGCAACUGUGAGACACUGAAGAAAGUGUCGUAUAGCGACAUCCUGAGAGCUACCAACUGUUUAUCUUCAGUCCAUGCAAUCAGCUCUACCCGCACCGGAUCAGUUUAUGUUGGUAGGUUCAUGUAUGACAGAAGCCUAGUGGCCAUCAAAGUAUUCAACUUGAAUGAAGCUGCAGCAUACCAGAGUUACUUCACUGAGUGCGAGGUACUACGAAGCACGCGUCAUCGUAACUUGAUGCGACCUGUGACUCUAUGCUCGACAGUGGAUACAGGAAACCAUGACUUCAAAGCGCUAAUCUUCAAGUUCAUGGUCAAUGGCAGCCUUGAAAGAUGGUUGCACUGUGAGUACUACAGUGGCAUGCCGGAGAGAGUGUUAAGCUUAGGCCAGCGCAUAUGCAUCGCCGCAGAUGUGGCUUCUGCUCUGGAUUAUAUCCACAAUCAGGUUACUCCUCCCUUGGUCCACUGUGAUCUGAAGCCAAGCAACAUCCUUUUAGACAAUGACAUGACUGCUCGUCUCGGUGACUUUGGGUCCGCAAAGUUUCUAUUUCCAGGACUCAUCAUUCCAAAAAGCCUGGUCGAAGUUGGAGGAACAAUAGGAUACAUGGCACCUGAGUACGGCAUGGGCUCCGAAAUCACCACAGGAGGAGAUGUGCACAGCUUUGGAGUGCUUCUUCUGGAGAUGCUAACCGGAAAGCAGCCGACCGAUGAUUUGUUUGUUGAUGACCUUAGCCUCCACAGUUUUACUCACUCCAUGUUCCCAGAUAGACUUGCAGAGAUCAUAGAUCCUCAUAUGAUGCGUGAGGAAUCACAACCGGGUACAGAGGUAUGGAUGCAGAGCUACAUCAUCCCCCUGGUUGCGCUUGGAUUUUCAUGUUCCAUGAAAUCUCCAAAAGAAAGGCCUGGGAUGCGAGAUGUGUGCGCAAAACUCUCUGCUAUCAAAGAAGGCUUUACCAAGUCUCAUACUGGUUCACAGUUAGCAGUGUAGUAGAUUGUUAGUGGAAGUCUGUCUAUUUGACGGACCGACUGAAACAAUGUUUUGCCGAGAAGAUCACUGAAAUUCAUAUGUGAAUAGCUGGUAACGUGAUCCGUUGUUCUUAUCUGCAAAUGCACGUCACUUGUGGGAGAUGUAGUGUGGUAGUACUAUUAAUCAUUAACCAGCAGCAAAACAGCUAGUUUUUUUCACCA